Molecule: messenger RNA, 372 nt
Organism: Seminavis robusta
Lineage: Eukaryota; Bacillariophyta; Bacillariophyceae; Naviculales; Naviculaceae
Source: the annotation of a GenBank genome assembly
AUGAAUAAAGACUCCAGCAAACACGACAGUGAUGUCAAUGAGCCCCAAACCGAAACAUCUACACCUUCUCCAUCCAUGGAGCAAGGAACUGAUGCCAAGCCAACAUCCAAAGAGGUCAAAGAAACAAACCGCCAGAACCCUGAAAAGACUCUGGAAGAAGAAAAUCAAGCCUCCACUCAAAACCUCGAAGGUGUGGACACCGGAGCAACUGAGUCCAAUUCCGCUACUAUUAAUGACCCAACAAGAGAAACCCUGAUCAAUCUCACGCCCAAUGGUUACGCCGAGGAGCAAACCACCCACAGAAUGAUCGUCCGGGAGCUUACAUGGGAAAUUCCCAACAGCGAACCACUAAUCUUGAUUUCAGUCUGGUAG